CACAGGUCAACUUCCAAUCCCUAUUGAUAUGAAUGUGGACUACACACACCAGGCAGUCCCACUCCCCCACCUUAUGAUGAUGGGUGGGGACACUAGUCACAGCGGUGAUGAGGAAGACACUCCUCCUCCUCCUCCUCCUCCUCCUCCCCCUCCUCGGGACGGGACCCAGCAGUUUGUCAGCCAUGUUUUAUGACUAAAUCAUGCAGUUGAUGUCUUUGAAGAAUAUUUGGCAGAGAUUUCUUGUUGGCUAAUUAAACGCAAAGCCAGGCUGUGCCUACAUACAUGAAAUUAUUCUGUGAAUCAUUAUAUCCCUGCCACUUUGAUAAUGUGGACGUGCUUGCAUUCACUUGAAAAAGGUUUCUAUGUUUCUC
Geodia barretti is the source of this 371-nucleotide messenger RNA. The record is from the annotation of a GenBank genome assembly. NCBI's taxonomy places the organism in Eukaryota, Metazoa, Porifera, Demospongiae, Tetractinellida, Geodiidae.